AAAUAUCUGUAGUGACAAAAAUAUGCAUCUAUUUUAAUUUUAUCAAUAUUAAGCUAAAGUGGUCCAACUUUUUGCAAAUAUGUUCUUGAAGAUAAGACAAAACAAUGCAUCUUUUAUUAUUUUUUCUUGACUCUUUAACAAUUGCUAAAAGAGAAUAACUUCCCCAACAAACAAAUGAAGGGUAUUGAUGAUGCUAUGCAACAUCAUCUUCCAAUGAAGUGAUGAAACACAUAAAAAACAAGUUUGAAUUCAAAUAUGAAGCUUAAUUAUAUUUCUGCUGCAUCUACUUAUAUAAAUGAUGGUAAUCACUUCUCUUCUUCAGUUCAAAUUCUUCUCAAACCAUGUUGAUGCUUUUAACAUUCUCUAUCUUUCUAAAUCAAGCAUCUGUAAGCGCUUUUGAUCCUAUAAGCUUCUCUUUCCCGUCUUUUAAUUCUAAUAGUUGUGAUGAAGGUGGAGACCUCAUCUGUUCAGGUUCUGCUGUGGCUGGUGAUGGAUAUUUGGAUAUCACCCCAAGGGCUCUAGAUAAUGGCAGCUUAAAUUCCGUGCCAACAAAUACUGUUGGUCGUGUUCUGUAUAAGUAUCCUGUUCUUGCCUGGCCGGCAGGUUUCUCCACUACCUUUGAUGUUAGGAUAUCGACGAACCCAAAUGCAACAGGUUUCGGUGAGGGAAUGACAUUUAUCAUGGCACCUGACAGCAGUCCUUCGCCAGCCAACAGCCAUGGGUCGUUUUUAGGUCUCCUCAAUCGAAGUACUGAAGGUAGCACAAUUCAGCAACUAGCUGUGGAAUUGGACACUUUCCAGAACAAUGAGUUUGACCCUGACGACAACCAUGUUGGGAUAGACACAGUGAGCAUAAAAUCUGUUGUGACAUCCAGUCUCAACAACAUUGGUGUGAAUCUCAAAAGUGGAAGAUGGGUAAAGGUUAAGAUCGACUAUGAUGGGUGGGGGGAGAAACUCCAAAUUUCAGUGGCAUAUGCUGGCUCCCUUCUAGUGUCUGUUCUCAGUCUUUCAAUUAAAAUGUCAAAAACAGUUCCAAAUUGGGUUUAUGUGGGAUUUACAGGCUCCACUGGACUUGUGUCAGAGUCGCAUCAGAUUCUUAACUGGGUUUUCACUUCGUUCCCAUUACCAAAUUAUCCUACAAUUCAUGAUCCUAACAGCAAUCACAAGAUAAAAGAUAUUCUUGUAAUAAUCUUUCCUGUCCUGACUGGUGUGUUGCUGUUGGCCAUAUGCACGUAUGGAGUGGUAAAAACUUGCCGGCCAAAAUGCGUGGAUAACUCAAAGGAAGAAGACAUCGAGAGUAGGUCUCGGGUUGCUGCGAAUGGCCCCAAGAUUUUUAGUUUUAAGGAACUGUCAAAGGCCACAAAUAACUUCAGCAAAGAGAACUUAGUGGGGGCUGGAGGCUUUGGGAGUGUUUAUCGUGGCAUCAUAUCGGACUCGCACUCCACCGUAGCUGUCAAGAAGAUAUCAGCAGCUUCAAAACAAGGUGAACGGGAAUAUUUGGCAGAGAUAUGCACUAUUGGACGCCUAAGGCACAUAAAUCUCGUCCAACUUCUAGGUUGGUGUCAUGAACAUCAUCAGCUCCUCCUUGUCUACGAGUUCAUGCCUAACGGUAGCCUUGACCGCUUCAUCUGCAAUGGCUCCCUGGACUGGCACACUAGAUACAAGAUCUUAACAGGGUUGGCAUCCGCAUUAUUGUAUCUCCACAAAGAGUGUGGUAGUGCUGUUGUUCAUCGUGACGUUAAGCCAAACAACGUGAUGUUGGAUUCCGAGUAUAAUGCCCAUUUGGGUGACUUUGGGUUAGCAAGGUUACUCCCAGAUGAAGCUUCAUUAACAACAAAUGUUGCUGGCACUCUAGGAUAUUUAGCACCAGAAUGCGGUUAUACUGGCAAAGCUACACUAGAAUGUGAUGUCUUCAGCUUCGGAAUUGUCGUACUUGAAGUUUUGUGUGGAAGGAGAUGUAUCAGUACAAUGGAAGAAAAAAGCUUAGUCGAUCACGUAUGGGGUCUCCAUGGAAAAGGUGAAUUGUUGCAGUGUGUGGAUCCAAAGCUUAAAAACAACUUCAAUCAAGAUGAAAUGUUGACUGGUUUAUCUAUUGGCCUCGCGUGUUCACAUCCAGACCCAUCUUCACGGCCUAGUGUUCGGAAAGUCGUUCAGCUUUUCGUGAACCCAAAUGAACCUCUAAUGGAUUUGCCAAAGUUUCGAUCUAACUCUGGUUAUCUGCCUAGCAGCUCUGUUUCUUCUGUCUCUACAACAAACCUUUUGGGGUUAAGCAUUGCCUCUAGUUCAUGCUCGUCUAUGACAGUUCAGGAAGAAGCAGUCGUCCAGUAUGGCAGGAAGAGGAUCUGCCGUCCGGUGUCCUUAAGAUGCCAUAAUGUGGCAUCAUUUUGAAGUUUUAAAUUGGCCUAAUCAAUAUCAGUUGGUUCAGAAUUCUAAGAUGACAUAGUUCCAAUAAAUAAUUGAU
Papaver somniferum (opium poppy) is the source of this 2460-nucleotide messenger RNA. RefSeq names its product L-type lectin-domain containing receptor kinase IX.1-like. Gene Ontology annotation, biological process: protein phosphorylation. Lineage: Eukaryota; Viridiplantae; Streptophyta; Magnoliopsida; Ranunculales; Papaveraceae. Gene Ontology annotation, cellular component: plasma membrane. The transcript is spliced from 4 exons. Gene Ontology annotation, molecular function: ATP binding; protein kinase activity; carbohydrate binding. The record is from RefSeq and is a predicted model, not a curated record. The coding region runs from base 342 to 2387 and encodes 681 amino acids.